UCACCAGAAAUGAAGUAGCUUUGGUUGCGCCAUUGACAAGAAAGAAUACAGACAAACGAGGAAGCAUCUCUCUCAUCCAUCAUCUACUUGUUAGUUGCUGUGUCACACUUGGGUUCCUUAGUAGUUGGCAUUAUCAUAUUAUUAUUAUUAUACUCCAAUCCAAGUCCAGGUUCAGAUCUCGAAGGAGGGAUCAAGAGUCAAGAUCAAGUAGAAUUGCAAGAGCACGAGAAAGAAAGAAAAAUACCACUUUGUGUGUGAGCAGGAAAGAGCUCAAACCCAUAAAUUUCUUUCAGUUUUCCAUCUUCAUUAACUGGACUACAUGGCUCAAUAGUUUUAACUGACUGAAGCUAGAUGAAGCGAAGGGCUCAUCCGCAUAAAUUUCUUCACAAAUGGACCAAAAUACUAUUUCUCUUGCUACUUCUAGGUUUUUGCUUCGGAAGUUUUGUUUUACUGGAGAAGCACCAUAGCCAGAUCAGGAUAUUUGCUUCAUUUUCUCCACCAGCUGUUUUGAGACCUAAAAUAGCUUUUCUCUUCAUAUCUAGGAAUCGGCUUCCAUUAGAUAUCGUUUGGGAUGCUUUCUUUCAGGGUGAUGAUGAAAACAGAUUUUCAAUAUUUGUUCAUUCGAGACCUGGGUUCCUUUUUAACAAUGCAACAACAAGAUCUGCAUAUUUUAUUGAUCGCCAAGUUAACAACAGUAUACAGGUAGAAUGGGGAGAGUCAAGUAUGAUCUUGGCAGAACGUAUUUUACUUAAACAUGCACUGGCAGAUCCACUAAAUACACGGUUCAUAUUUGUUUCAGACAGUUGCAUACCUCUGUACAACUUCAGCUACACGUAUGACUAUAUAAUGUCCACGCCAACUAGCUUUGUGGACAGUUUUGCUGAUACAAAAGAGGGACGCUACAACCCAAAGAUGGAUCCUAUUGUUCAUAUACAGAAUUGGAGGAAAGGAUCUCAGUGGGUUGUAUUGACCAGAAAGCAUGCAGAUAUUGUAGUGAAGGAUGACGUUGUCUUUCCUAUAUUUCAACUUCACUGUAAGAGGAAGUCAUUGCCUGAGUUUUGGCGAGAUAAUCCUGUUCCCUUAGAUAAUUCCAAGGAGCAUAACUGUAUACCAGAUGAACAUUAUGUUCAAACAUUGCUUUCUCGAGAAGGUCUUGACGAUGAGAUCACAAGAAGAAUGCUUACCCAUACAUCAUGGGAUCUUUCAUUUUCCAAAGAGCAUGAUCGACGAGGAUGGCAUCCUGUUACUUACAAGUUAGCAGAUGCUACUCCUACUCUUAUUCAGUCUUUAAAGGAUAUAGAUAACAUCUAUUAUGAGACAGAAUAUAGAAGAGAAUGGUGCACUAGCAAGGGCAAGCCCUCUCCAUGCUUCCUUUUCGCGAGAAAAUUCACUAGACCUGCAGCAUUCCGUCUUCUUAAAACGUCUGUGCUGAGUUUUAAUGAAGCCAGCAGGUAGUCAACAUUCAUUAGGUGGAUUCUAAUUUAGGUUUAACAGGUUUAGAAUCGAAAUUUAUGUAAGCUGGAGAAGUGGAAAAUGUAUAACAUAUGUACAUUAUUCAUUUAUGUUAUGUGUAGGUUAUUUGUUUUUGAUUCUACGAAAAAUUAAAUAAAUUACAAAAUAAUUUCUUCCUA
Molecule: messenger RNA, 1631 nt
Organism: Impatiens glandulifera
Lineage: Eukaryota; Viridiplantae; Streptophyta; Magnoliopsida; Ericales; Balsaminaceae
Product: glycosyltransferase BC10-like
Exons: 11
Coding region: 352-1455 (367 amino acids)
Cellular component (GO): membrane
Molecular function (GO): glycosyltransferase activity
Source: RefSeq, a predicted model, not a curated record